Cordyceps militaris CM01 is the source of this 3072-nucleotide messenger RNA. Its product is annotated as PX domain protein. The transcript is spliced from 5 exons. The record is from RefSeq and is a predicted model, not a curated record. Gene Ontology annotation, molecular function: phosphatidylinositol binding. The coding region runs from base 1 to 3072 and encodes 1023 amino acids. Lineage: Eukaryota; Fungi; Ascomycota; Sordariomycetes; Hypocreales; Cordycipitaceae.
AUGCAGCAAAACCAGCACACCAGUGAGGGGCAGCUUCGGGCUGAGCAAGCGCUGUCCGAAAAAGCUUCCCCAGCUUAUUUUGGCUUUGGCUUCAAGUCAGCCGCUCCCCAGCUCCUUGCCCUCCGCAGCUUUAAUUCUUCUCCCAAGAAUUUGUCGACGGACGAAGCACGAUUUCCAUUCUCCAUUCGUCUUCUUUUAUCCCACCGGCUUUCCAUGGCCGCUGACGACCAAGAUACGCUCGUCGAGCCCACCGCUGUUGCGGACGGCACGCCCUUGACAAUGACCAAGACCAAGUCCUCCGACCAACCCCCCGAGGGACAAACCCUCACCGGAAAGCAGGAACAUUACCUCAAGCGAGAGCUCAUGGCCGAUCAGAGCGUAUACGAAAUCAACGAGCUCAAUUCACCAACUGCCCUUCAGCGCUUCGGUGCCCCAUUUCGAUCCGAGCACGGCGAGAUCUCCCCGCAAGAAUCCGAGUUGCCCCUGCUACGAUACAUUUUUGUUCACCAUGUGCGCGACUUUCCCUUCCUCGACAAGGCCCGCGAAAAAGAAUUUUGGCAGGAUAAGCUGCAAGUUUUUCUCGAAUCUUUUGCAACCAAGCACAUUUCCUCCUCCGAAGACCGCCUCGAAGAGACGAAGCGCAAAAAGCUAGCCAUCAAAGCCCAAAAGAUGGUCGAGCUCAUGAUGGUCUCUGGAAUUGGCACUUCCUCUGGCUUUGAGGAGCGCAUCCGAUUUUCCGAAAUCGAUAUUGUUGAUGCCAACGCCAUUGACACUGGAGUUAUGCACACCAUCCCCGAGGGAAAUUAUAUCAACGGCUGGGACGUCAACGUAGCUGCCGUGCGCAUAGUCUCAGUGAAGCGCAACAUUCGCCAGCACAAGCACUCCGAGUUCAUCCUCCGCGUCAAGAAGAAGGGCGAACUCGAGCAUUUUGUCGCCCGCCGUUAUGGCGACUUUGCUCGGCUGCACAAACGCAUCCGCACUGAGCUGCCCGGCCGCGCCCUGCCUACACUGCCCAAGAAGAACAAGUCAAAUUCCACAGCAUCAACCAUCAUGUCCGCCUUUGGCGGUGGCGCUGAUUCCGACGAUGGAGCGAGUGUGUCCACCGUGUCAACCCGGCUUACUCGUCUCUCCGUUGAGCCUGAUGCCCCGUCGGCUAGAUUGGCACCCGCUGGACACCAAAGGGCCGGCUCUCUUCGAUCGAUCCAAUCCAGUGCUUCUAGAACCGGGAACUCGCCUCGAGUAUCUGCGGAUGGGAGACUGGCCCCUGGUGGCGCUGAGCCGGACCGUGCUCCCAACGGCGAUACUGUCGUCUUGAGCCGCGAGAACCAGCGAAUUUCUUUGCGGUCAUUUAUUCGCUCUAUGCUACAUAAUCCGCAGAUCGCCAACACAGCUGCCAUGGAGAAUUUCUUGAUUGCGGACCCCAUCACACCUACCGACGAAGACGUGGAAGAUAUUAUCCGUCGCAAGGCUCUAGAUGAGAAGCGCGUUGAGGAGCAAAAGAAUUUUUACGAAAUCGCGCGCAAACGAGCGGCAGAGCUCGACGAGUACAUGGAGCAGUUCCGACGGGACAUUGUUGAACGCAACGGUCUUACCGUGCUCUUCAAAGAAAUCAAGGAGAAAAAGACGAUUGCGGAUCUCAGCAUACAGUAUCGCAAGUUUGCCGAGUGGCUCCGCAUCGAAGUCGCUGCCGUCAUUUACCACCUCUUUCUGGCCGAGGACAACUCCCCCGAGGUAUUUGCGCAGGCACGCAGAAUCCACUCAUUGGUGCCUUAUAGCAUCAUCAAAAAUGUCAUUCGCAUCGCCAACCCAGCUGCCGUCAUGUCAGGCAUAUUGGACGUUUUCAUGGCGCAACCCUUUGGCACGCGCUCCUUGCUGCAGCGAAUCUUUUCUCUUACCUUGAAUGACGGCAUUAAGAGCUUCCAAAAGUCUAUCGACACCCUCAACACUAAGAUUGGCGACCCGGUCUUUUCGGAGAAGCUGCAGCUCUAUACGAGGGCCGAUGAGCACAUCAAGGCUGCCGUUCGGCAAGAGGCCGAGGAGGAUAAUAUGGAUCUUGUCGUCAGCAUCUUGCGCUCGGAUUUGCUAAAGCCGGAGUUGACGGGGCCGCAAGUUCAACGCCUCUUUAAUGCCUACGUCGCCUUCAACAAUGCCGUGGAAAAUAUUGACGAGGAGCUGAAGCAAGGCGCCGAGCUCUUCUCCCAUCUCAAGCAGCUGCUUAAGCUGUGCACCCGCCAGCGCGACAAGGCCAUGAUGUUGACUCUCGUCGAAGAGCCCGUCACGCUGCAGCUCUUCCGCGACCUGUUUACCAUUUUCUACGAACCACUCGUCCGCGUCUACAAGUCAGCCAACGUAUACAACAGCGUGUCCGACUUUGCCGUCUUUUUUGACGACAUUAUCCAGACGGUGGACAAGUGCCGCGAGCAAGACGCCUCGGCAGACCCGAACCAGACGGUGCAGGCCUUUAUCGAUCUGUGCCAGCGUCACGAGGACAAUUUUUACAAGUUUGUCCACGAGGUCCACACGCACGACAAUGGACUCUUCACUCAACUCAUGGGGUGGAUUGAAGGGAUCCUGGAGUUUUUGCGUAAAGGCCCAAAGAACGGCACACUCAACGUCAACGCCCUCUUUGAAGGCGGUGUCAGCACGGGCAUCAUUGACAAGGACAAGGCCGUCGAGGAGAUUAAUGCUCUCAUUGCGUGGCAAGAAGCCCGCAAGAAGUGGCACAAUGACAAGACGCGCCAAAAAAUGGCGGCCGAGUCCAACACGGCCGGCGCCAACGGCGGCCUGAACGGCAGCCUCGUGACAGGCCUGAGCUUUGACGUGUCCGACUUUGGCCUGGACAGCGCGGAUAUCGAAGACUUUAACAACUACCAUGACGAGGACUCGGAAGACGAGCUGGAGGCCGAGGCCGAGGACGAAAUGGACCCCAUUGAGGCGGAGCGCCGCCGCAGACAGAAGCAGCAGCACACGCUCCGCCGCCGGGCUGGCGAGCCUGUCAAGCCCGCGAUUGGCGAGGUGUACAAGCUCAAGGAAAACUUUUUGGUCAUGCUACGCCAAGUCCUUGCGGACUAG